AUGGAGAACCUAUCGACGGCGGUCGGCACCGUUGGCAAGCUCAAGCCGGAAAUUCGCCUGGCCCAGGCCAUCUCCGAGUUCAGCGUCUGCCUGAGCGGCGACAAGGACAGACACGCCAAGUUCAAGAACCUGCAGACGCGGCGUCCGCCCAACGCCCUCGAGGUCGUCCAGCUCACCGAGGAGAUCAACCGCGACGGCGCCCGCCGCCACAAGUCCUGGCGGCCCUACGCCACCCGUCUGGUCGCCAUCCUCGACCGCAUCCGCCAGUUUGCCCCCAUUGGCGAUGUUUUGAUCGGCGGCUCACAGAAUCUCCUCGCAUGCGGUGUCUGGGCCGCCGUGCGGAUGGCUUUAGAGGUUUCCCUGAGUUUCCUGUCGUACUUUGACAAGGUCUCAAACUUGCUCCUGAGGAUUGGACGCUCCGUUUCACUGCACCAGGACUUCGCCAUGCUCUUCCCCCAAUGUCGACAAGUCCAGGGCUACAUGUGCGAGUAUAUCAUUGUUAUUGUCGACAUCAGUAAGAAGAUCGUCACCCACGCUAGGAAAUCGCUCGCCUCGCAAGUUGCCUCCUCGUUCGGCUCCUCGUUCGAUUCCGUCUUCAAGCCGUUGGAGUCGGACCUCGCCGAGUGGGGUCGGCUAAUCGAGAAGCGCACAGCCAUGCUCGUGGCCAAGUCGACUCUUCAAGAGCAUUCGUCCAGUCUGGAACGGCUCAAUAGACUGCAAAUAGCAACGUCACGAGAAGCUGCAAAGCGCAACCGGGAAGCUCGCAAACAUCGUAUCCUCGAAUCCCUAUGCCCGGACCAAAAAGAGUUCGACUCCAUAUGGCGUCGAGAACGAAAGAAAGGGACCUCAAACUGGAUACUCAAAGACCGAGAGUAUCAAAAAUGGCUAAAGUGCCUCGUUUCUUCUGUCAUUUGGCUGCAGGGCAACCUGGGGUCUGGAAAGACCAUCACCAUGGCUUCUGCCAUUGCUGACCUAGUCCUGACCAGAGGGGACCCGAGCUCCAGCUCCGCCCCUCCUAAACAAAGGCCCCGGACUGUCUCGUACUUUUUCUGCAAAAGCAAUAACCAAAAGACGCUGAACGUGGAUAGCAUACUCGGAAGCAUUGCCUACCAGGUCCUGAGUAGUCCGGUCCUCGCAUCAACAAUCGAACAGUUUUUAGAUCGCAGCGACGGCUCUCCCACCACAGCCAACCCCGAAGCCUACACUCAACUCAUCUUGGACAUUACCCCGCCGGACUGGGAGGGAGUGUUUGUGCUGGAUGGUCUCGAUGAAGCUCCGCACGAGGAGAUGGACGAGCUGUUCAUACAGAUGAAGCGUCUCAUGAAUGCUAGGCACAUUCGGCUAUUCUGUUCCUCUCGACCAACGUCGAGAUGCAAGACAAUCGCGGAAUCCACGAUGCAGAUCAACGCGACGCUUUCCAUGGAGCAUGCAGACCGCUCUGGUGAUAUCCUCAGUUUUAUAUCGGCAGAGGUGGAGCGGUGGAAGUUGAUCAGGCCGUUCUCCGCUGAACUGGAACAGCUGAUCACAAGGCAGCUACUGGUGGGCUGCCAGGGCAUGUUCCUGUGGCUGUCCCUCCAGAUCGAAGCCAUCUGCCCAAAAUACACCCAAGAGCUUCGGUCCGAGGCCGACAUAUUAAACAUUUUGAACAACCUACCCCGCAACCUCCCAGAGGCCUUCGACCAGGCCCUCCUGAGGAUUCCGGACCACAGAUACGAUUCCAGGAUCUUCCAACUUGUCGCCGCUGCCGACCCGUGCCUAUCCCUAGACGAGUUACGUGUGGCCGUCAAUGUUGAGCCCGGAAUCUUAGCAUGGAACUCCUUGAGCCUUGUCGGUUCCGGGCACACCCUAGCAUCGCAGUACGGCGGCAGUCUUCUCGACAUCGACGAGGAGGAUCUCGGCGUCAGGUUCAUCCACCACAGCGCUCUCCUGCACCUUGCCGGCCGGCCCGCGAUCCGGAGCGCGGCGCCCUUUCACUUUGACUUCCAGGAGUCCGAGGUCACUUUAGGUGCGGUUUGCGUGACGUAUCUAAACUACAGCGUCUUCGAGAACCGGGUCUCGACGGCGCAAAAGGUCUCCUUCGCCCGGGUCCCCCAAAUGGUGGCCGAGUCGGCCAUGCCAUCUAACAGGCUCUCUCAGAAGGUCAUGAGAAUUUUGUCCAAGGAUAAACACUCCAGCGUCUCCAAGAUGGACCUGGAGCGUCUGGCGUCCGACUUGCUAGCACACAGAUUUAAAGUCCACGACGACGUACAGCUCUUUCUGCCCUACGCCAAAGCAUACUGGCUGAUCAUGUCCAAGAGCUUCUCCGAGGCAAUUGAUCCCGCUGUGUACUCUCUCUGGAAGGUAUUACUUACCGGAUCCGUACCAUCCAUUGCAGGCUCCCUCCCUUGGGAUGCUGGCUCCGCCGCCUCCACUGCAGAAUGGGCCAUUCACAACAACCACGGCUUUCUCUUCAGACAUCUCCUACUCAACUCAGACACGGAUAGCUUAAGCGAGGUCCUAUCGACAACAGUUCGCCUAGCCGAGGCAGACGAAAGGAACCAGGCCAUGGCCGCAAACGGCCUGGAUGUUGAGGGAGGUCGUCAAGAGUUCAACCUCUCUGGAGAAGCUCUGGGCCCACUAGUGCCGGUCUACCUCAUGAAUUGCAUGCACGCUCUGCGCAGUAUCGAUCAGUCUGCUGUCCUGCGAUUCAUCGGUCUAGGCAGUCUUCCUUUUGGUACGGGUGACCGCUACAACCAGUUCCUGGACCCGAUGGCGGCCGAAUUCAGCUUGAACGCCAUUGCUCGCUCGGCCAUCACGCACAUAUUUACUGACACAUGCCGUUCGCCACCCAGAACAUGCAUGUGUGAUCCUAUCAUUUACUUUACGAACUACCUCCCUCACAUCGAUGCCUCGUUGGAUAACGGGAUGACUCUCUUGCAAACGGCCAUCCAGCAAAAUCACGAGCGGCUGGCAUGGACUCUGCUGACCGAGCACGGCGCACAUCCCAAUAGUCCCAGCGUGCCCGGCUUCCCCAGCCCACUGCAGCUCUGUCUACAACAGGACAGGGGCUUCGUGGAAUUGGCCGGCCUGCUCGUUGACCUGGGGGCCGAUGUACUAGCCAACCCCGACAACGACAUCCCGCCCUUUUUUCUCGCCAUCGGCAUUCCCGACUACAAGGUCUUCAACAUGCUCCGCGGCGCAGGGGCCUACGACAGGACGCGGCGCUACGGCCCCAGGAACGAGACGGCGUUUCAGUUCGCCUGCCGGAAGUACUGCGAGCCCCGGCUCCGGGACUACCCCUACAUCAUCCUGAACACGCUGCUCAAGGACGGCGCCGAGGUGAACUUGCGUGACGGCAGCGGCGACACACCACUCUUGAUGGCGUCCAAAAGCGGCACCACCGCCCUGGCCACGAGGCUUCUCGAGCUGGCCGCGGACCCCAACGUCGCGGACGACCACGGCGCAACGCCGCUCCACUACGCCCCCGGAGAUGUCGCCGCUGUGCUCAUAGAAUACGGCGCACGCCCGGACGCCGUCUGCGAAGGCGUGACGCCUCUCAUGGCUGCCGCCCACCAGGGAGACGUCGAGGCCGUCAAGGCUCUGCUGCGAAGCGGAAGCGACACUGACCACUGGCUGGAAGCGUCACCCGGGGCGGCGGGGAGCGAGGUCCUCAGCUGGCGGGUGCACAUGGCGAAAAACCGGUCGGAGAAGAACGCGCUAAUGACCACGAGCCCCAAGGCCGCACCGGGAGACACAGCGCUGUCCUUAGUGAUGCGCCGGCUGGAGAUUCUCAGCGAGGAGAUGACGGGCGCGGAGGAGAACCGGGGGCGGGAGAUGUUGCUAAACGGCUUCAAGAAAGAAGAGGUGGAGCGUGUUAGGCACCGCUGGGCCACUUUUGGGACGAUUGCGGCCGAUCUCAUAGACGCUGGGGGGAAUACUGUCGCCGCCUUAAAGAGCGAUGGCGCUUUGCAGGAGCUGUAUGGGAGUGUCCCAUUCUGGCAGCCCAUCUUGAGCAGGCUGCGCGGACAGCAUCGGGAUGAACACGGAUCGUCAACCAUCGCCGACGACACCAACGACGAGGGGGCACGUGCGAACACACUGUCCAAGGCGUGCUCCAUCGCGCUCGUGGCCACGGUCACACGCUCGUCCUUCAUGAACAAGCUCUUGAUCCAGGCCUUGGUCAUCAUCCUGCGGACCAUCGGCCACGACCUGGGCAUUCCCGAGUCUAUCCUAGGCACUACGUUCCCGCCGGGUAAAGCUAAGAACUCUACUUUCAGUAUCUAUAUCGCUGGCGCCCCGCUGGGUAGUAUCUUUAGAAACCUAAUCACUGGCUUCAUCACCCAGUACACCGGCUGGAAGUGGUUGUUUAUUGUUAUAACCAGCCGGGCCGGCGCCAUGGUGGUCGCCGGUUUCUUCGUUAUCCCACCGCCACCGUCUCCCCCGGAGCUGCCGAUCCGGGCCCGGUCAACCCACUCCAAGCCGUCCGUCGACUGGAUCGGCGGCCUGCUCGUCACCGUCAGCCUGCUGGCCCUACUGCUGGCCCUGACUGAUGGUAACAUCGUGGGGUUGGCGACGCUGUGGAUCCCUAUGCUUAUCGUCGUGUUGAUCGUCAUCCUUACCGGUUUCGUCUUUCUGAUCGGCCACACUAUCGGCCUGGCUAUAUCCACUGCUAUCCAGACCGUCAUCAUAGCCCGUGAGAGCUCCAAGGUGGUUGGCCGGGUUGGCGGCGAGGAGGCUGUGAUGACCGACGAGGAGAACGCGGUCGAGAGGCGGCGGUCUCACAGCUCACCGCCAGCCGCCAUGAGGUUCGUGUGGAUAACAGCGCUCUUGGCGAGCUCUCUCGUCGGGGCGUCUCUUGCCGCCGACUAUUCCCAGGAAGACAUCGACUCGGGCAAGGUGCUCGCGGAACUCAGCAAGACGGCCUACGCCAAUGCCAUGGCUAGGCUAUCCGCUGAGACGUCGACGUCGGGCUGCACCAAAGAUAACGUCCACGUCCGCAGGGAAUGGAGAAAGAUUCCCGGUGCCGAGAGAAUUGCGUUCCGCGAGGCAAUCGAGUGCCUUAUGCGGACGGAGUCGGUGUAUGGUUAUGUGGACGGCGCAAAGUCUGCCUUUGAUGACUUUGGCGUGCUGCACUACCAUUUGACCCCCUACGUACAUCUCACGAUACUACGAACCUUCCCCUACUGGGAGUGGGGUCUCGACGCCCACAACAUGUCCGCGUCUCCUCUCUUCGACGGCUCCGAGACGUCGCUCGGCGGCGAUGGCGAGUUCAUCCCCGGCCACCCCCCGCCCUUUCCCGGCGUCCCUGCAGGCUCCGGUGGCGGCUGCGUGUCCGGCUUCUUGUCCGACUUCUCGGUCAACCUUGGCCCGUCAGGAUGGCCUGAUCCCCUGAAGCACAACCCACGGUGCUUGAAGCGGGAUCUGAACACCGGCAUCUGCGCGCUGUGGGCCAGCCUGCGCAACACUACCGAUGUCAUUAUCGACGCGCCGAACAUCGAGGCCUUUCAGGCGCUGCUGCAGGGCGACAAACGGUACCCGCCAGCAGCACCGCUGGGGAUAGGAGUGCACGGUGGGGGGCAUUUCGCCAUCAGCGGUGAUCCGGGUGGUGACUUUUACUGGUCGCCGCUGGAGCCUGGUUUUUAUCUGCACCACGGGCAGAUUGACCGGCUGUACUUUGUAUGGCAGAACCUGGACUGGGAGAAUAGACAGGGCAUCUUCGGCACGGGCACGAUGAACAACUUUCCUCCGAGCCGGGACAUGACACUCGACGACGUGAUGGACAUCUCGCCGCUCAACGUGCCGAGGCCGUUGCAGGAGCUGAUUGACACGAUCGGGGGGUCACCUUUUUGCUUUGUGUACGAGUAG
Messenger RNA from Colletotrichum truncatum, 5844 nucleotides. Lineage: Eukaryota; Fungi; Ascomycota; Sordariomycetes; Glomerellales; Glomerellaceae. The record is from RefSeq and is a predicted model, not a curated record.